AUGCCACGAAUAUCACCCCGAAUACUCAAAUCAGUAGCUAAUAUUGAUAGGCGCCUGCCGUAUCUGUUAUUCGAGUGUAGUGGUAAUAUUUCCGAUGCCAAACAAGAAUUAAGCUGGAUCAAGAAUGAACUUCAAGAUGCAAACCUAAUAAAUAGAGCAUGCUGGCUUAGAUAUAAUCGCGUACCGCUACAGUAUAUUUUGAAAACCCAACCUUUCGGACCAUUGGACCUUUUGGUGAGACCGGGGGUACUUAUUCCUAGAUGGGAAACUGAGGAAUGGUGCAUGGAUUUAAUUGCCAAGUUACCGGAAAAGGCACGCCAAGGUCAAUUUAAAGUUUUAGAUCUUUGUUCAGGAUCUGGUUGCAUUGCAUUAGCUAUAGCACAUACAAGAACGGAAUAUAUCGUGAAAUCAGUGGACCUUUCUCCGAAAGCGAUUGCGUUACUCAAGGACAACGUAAGAAAAGUUGGUUUGCAAAAUACCAAUGUUCAGUGCAUUCAGGCAGACAUUCUGAGACAUUCUGAGCAUAUUUAUUCGAAAGAUAAAUUCAAUCUUAUCACUUGCAAUCCUCCUUAUAUUCCUUCCAACAAUUUUGUAAAAGAAUGCACUACUUCGGUGAAAUUGUAUGAACCAAGGUUAGCACUGGUUGCCGAUCUUGAAUUUUACGAUAACUUACUGCAAUACUGGAUUCCACGAACUGAGUCCUUCGUUUAUGAAGUUGGUGACAUGAAACAGUGUCAACAUGUGAUAAACGGAUUAUCACAUAAUACCAGCUGGAAGACAGGGAUUAAAUAUGAUUCGAAUGAUAAACCUAGAUGUGUUUAUGGAUAUUUAGCCAAUCCAGAAUCUACUAUCGACUAUGUAAAGAUAUUUGAUUCGUUCUCAACCUGA
Messenger RNA from Kluyveromyces lactis, 888 nucleotides. It is a transcript of the gene MTQ1, whose product is annotated as S-adenosylmethionine-dependent methyltransferase. The coding region runs from base 1 to 888 and encodes 295 amino acids. Gene Ontology annotation, molecular function: protein methyltransferase activity. Gene Ontology annotation, cellular component: mitochondrion. The record is from RefSeq and is a predicted model, not a curated record. Gene Ontology annotation, biological process: protein methylation. The transcript has a single exon. NCBI's taxonomy places the organism in Eukaryota, Fungi, Ascomycota, Saccharomycetes, Saccharomycetales, Saccharomycetaceae.